This is a messenger RNA of Megalobrama amblycephala (Wuchang bream), 2273 nucleotides long. RefSeq names its product proline/arginine-rich end leucine-rich repeat protein. The record is from RefSeq and is a predicted model, not a curated record. Gene Ontology annotation, molecular function: protein binding. Bases 483 to 1625 code for a protein of 380 amino acids. Lineage: Eukaryota; Metazoa; Chordata; Actinopteri; Cypriniformes; Xenocyprididae. The transcript has 3 exons.
UAGGAUUCUGUCCAGUACUCUGUGGUUCUAAACUAAAUAAAAAGCACAUGAAUUUGAUGAAGUAUCCCAAGGAUCCGCGUGACCAGGCAGACGAUGGUGCUGGAAAGAAUGUUGACCCUACGCUUUCUGCAUCGAUCUCCACCCCGUCCCACUGGCCCUGUAGUCCUUAACACCCAUUCACAUGCAUCCGUGUUUACAGAAGGGUAGAACAGUGUUACGGGAUGGACGUUUCAAUUUAAUUUGAGGCACUUUCCCUGAAGGAGGGGCAGGGAGACAGAAUUGUUGACCUUCAGAAGGAAAAGAGGGAACGACCCAAUAAGCAGCCUGCUUAGCAGAGGAGAACAGGGGAAGUACGGAGGAAAAAGGGGGAAAGAAACAGAGUGAGAGAGGAGGAGAAAGCAAGGUGGGAGAGCAAAACUCUGUGAGAGUGAAGUGACAGCUAGAGGAUUCAUCAAACGAGGGCAGGAACCAGCAACAGGACCAUGAAAGCUGGGCUUGCAUACUGCUCUCUUCUUGUCCUUCUUCUGAUCACGGAUGUCUGUGGCCAGCGAAGACCAAGACCAAGGCCUGUCCGCCCAUCUACCACCAAGAAACCUCCUGCCCCCAAAAAACCAUCCUCUCCUGCCCCCAAAUCUGUACCCGAACCCCAGGAACCCACAGAUUUCCCCCCUCCGAUCCUAGGCCCUCCCUCUGAAUUCCCAGACUGCCCCAGAGAGUGUUUUUGCCCACCAUCUUACCCAAAUGCCCUGUACUGUGAAAACCGCAACCUCCGGAAGGUCCCGAUCAUCCCAUUCCGAACCCACUAUCUGUACCUACAGAACAACUACAUUGAUCAAGUAACUGCAGACUCCUUUAACAACUGCACUGAGCUUAAGUGGAUAAAUCUGGGAAACAACCGCAUCCGUUCAGUGGAGAAACAAGUGUUUGAGAAGCUGCCAAACCUCCUUUAUCUUUAUAUGCAGAGGAACCAGCUAAAGGAGGUGCCCGACGACCUGCCGGUCGGUCUGGAGCAGCUUAGACUCAGCCGCAACCAGAUCUCAAAGAUCCCUCCUGGAGCGUUCAGCAAGAUGAAACAUCUUGCGCUUCUGGAUCUCCAUCACAACAGGAUCAGCGACAGCAGCAUGGGAAAGAACAUCUUCAAAGAUCUGAAGAACUUGAUUCAGCUCAAUCUGGCCCACAACAUCCUACGGAAGAUGCCUGCAAAUAUACCCAACAGCCUCUUCCAACUGUUCUUGGACAGAAAUAACAUUGAAGAGAUUCCACAGGACUACUUCAAGGAUUUCACAAACCUAGCCUUUGUGAGACUUAACUACAACCAGCUUAGUGACAAAGGUCUUCCAAAGAUGGUGUUCAACGUGAGCUCACUGUUGGAUUUGCAUUUGGCCCAUAACAAGCUGAGCACUGUUCCCCUGUUCAACUCCGAGCUGGAGCAACUUCACCUCAACAACAAUAACAUUGAGAAUAUAAACGGCACUGAGAUCUGCCCCACUAACUCUCACAACAUGCACGAUGAAAACGGAGCACCCAGACUGAGAUACCUGCGUCUGGAUGGCAAUCACUUGAUUCCUCCUGUGCCCUUUGAUGUCAUAAUGUGCUUCAGACACCUCCAUGCUAUAGUAAUAUAAGAUGUUAUGAGUGAUGAACAGAUUUAUGCAUGCCUGUGCACAACCAGGCCUUCCUGUCUACUUGACAGUACUGAUUGAAUCAAACAGUACCAGAGAAAACAAGUAAGGAAUUAAGAACAAAUGGCAAUGCAUUUUUUUUUAUCCUUAACGUUCAGGAAUGUUUCAGUGUGUAACCUAAAAACCUUCAAUGCAUCGUAUUUAUUGAAUUUCCUGUCUUGAAUACAACUGAGCAUGAGUAUUCUGCAUUAAACGUUUCUAUGUGAUUAUACAGAACAGAAGCAGCAACAAUGGCUGAGUGGAAUUAAUUAAACCCUAAAAAUAAAGGUACAUUAACUGACGUACUGUGCUACAGACAACUAGUGUAGUUACAAUGAAUAAACUGCAAGAAGUAUACUGAUCUAUAGAGGUAGACUAGAGAUUUGAUGAAAAGAAUGAUUAACAGGGGAAUAAUGUAACUACUGUGUAGUUGAAAAUGUCCUUAAUGUGCCUAUGUUUUUAAAGUACUGUGUGUAGUCCUGCCUUCACCUUGUGUCAAUAUUUCUAUAUAAAUAAAGAUGUAUAGGAAAAAAUUCUAUUCAAACAUACUUGCACCUGCUAUAUUCCACACUUCAUAUAACAUAAAAAUACAAUAAAACAAUAAUAAAUGGA